AUGUCGAUCAGCUUUUCAGGCACCCUUGCCGCUAGCGCUGCCCAGGAGGCCAGUGGCCUUCUAACUGCACCACCAGCUUCUGGUACUGUCAUUUCUACAUCUCUUGGCUUUGUCUCAUCAAUAGUGACCUCUGCCGCUGCCGCUGCAGUCACCAGCGGUGCUGCUGGUGGUGGCGGUGGUGGAGGUGGAGGUGGAGGUGGAAAGUCAAGUGCAUUGGCACCCGAGGAAGAAAGUGCUAUGAAAGCUGAGAGCAGGAAGUUCAGUCACUGGCUAUUUUUAUGUCUGAGCGCAAUUGCCUUUAUCAUUAUCAUAUACCGAGGGAUUCUCCUGGUAUCAGCUCAUAUCCGACACCUCGUUUGUAUCAAUGAUUCCACUCAGACCUACUGGUCUAUUCCAGCUGCUCCAUGGCUCUCAAAGUUCAAAAAAGAUUUUAUCCUCGCUCCUCUCUUUGGGCUUCGUCAUAAUGAGCAUUUCAAGAUUGGCUCUGCCGGUAGCGCUGGCAUCGUCCCAACUAGGUUUCAAGCUCUUUUCCUUCUCAUCCUUUUUGGAGGAAACAUCGCCCUCACCGUUGGCAGCAUCCACUGGUCGAAGCCAAGCGCUGUGAUCCUUUCUGAACUCCGUAACCGUUCCGGUGUUCUUGCCGUCACGAACAUGGUUCCUCUGUUUGUCCUUGCUGGAAGAAACAAUCCUUUGAUCCCCCUUCUUAGGAUUUCAUUCGACACCUACAACCUAAUCCACAGAUGGCUGGGAAGAAUCGUUGUUCUCGAAGCAAUUGUUCACACGGUGUCGCAUAUCAGCAACAAGGGCUGGGACAAGUAUCUUGUUUCCGUUGGAAAAUCACAAUUCAUCAUGACCGGUACCAUCUCGACCUUGGCUAUGAUCUUCCUCUUCAUCCAAUCCCCAUCCAUCAUCCGCCAUGCCUUCUACGAAACCUUCUUGACGCUUCAUAUCCUUGCUGCUGUCGCCGCAACUGUCACCCUCUACUACCACCUCAUGCUCAUUAACAAUAAGUGGUUGGUUUAUGUGCAGGUUACUAUUGCUCUCUGGGCCGCAGAACGUUUCGCACGCUUGGUUAGCAUUAUCUAUCGCAACUGCGGCAGAACCAUGACUCGUGCUACCAUCACUGCCCUCUCUACAGAGGCUUCUAGAGUCACUUUGGAUAUGCCCCGUCCAUUCAAGUUCCGACCGGGUCAAUAUGUCUUCCUCUACCUCCCAACUGUUACCGGUUGGCAGAGUCAUCCUUUCUCGGUCGCAUGGGCUGAUGAAAGUGCACCUCUUGUCUGGGACGAAAAAAAGGAAGAACUCCCUAAAAACCGCCAGGAUGUUUACGGGCCGCAAAAGACAAGUGUUGAACUCAUUGUGAGACGACGAACAGGUGCCACCAACUCGAUUUUCCAGAAGGCUGCCGCCGCACCCGAGGGAACCGUUACUGUUCGUGCACUCGUCGAGGGUCCUUAUGGUACACAUCACUCUCUAUGCUCCUAUGGCACAGUUGUUUUGUUUGCUGGAGGUGUUGGUAUCACACAUCAGCUACCCAACGUUCUUGAGUUAGUCCAAGGAUAUGUCGACGGCACCGUCGCUACCCGAAAGGUUACACUCAUUUGGGUGCUCCAGAACCCGGAACAUUUGCAGUGGGUCAAGAGGCAGAUGACUUCCAUCCUUGCCAUAGAAAGGCGAAGGGAGAUUCUCAAAGUCGUCUUGUUUGUUACUAAGCCGCAACAGUCAAGAGAGAUUAUGAGCCCCUCUUCGACCGUUCAGAUGUUCCCAGGCAAACCAAACAUUGAGCAAGUCCUUCAGGCCGAAGCUGAAGAACGAGUUGGCACCAUGGCCGUCUCUGUCUGCGGUCCUGGCGCUAUGAGUGACGAUGUUCGAUACGCAGUCCGCCGCUUGGUCGACUAUGUCAACAUUGACUUCAUCGAGGAGGCUUUCUCGUGGUAA
This is a messenger RNA of Orbilia oligospora ATCC 24927, 1938 nucleotides long. RefSeq lists its product as uncharacterized. Gene Ontology annotation, cellular component: plasma membrane. Gene Ontology annotation, molecular function: ferric-chelate reductase activity. The record is from RefSeq and is a predicted model, not a curated record. The transcript has 4 exons. Gene Ontology annotation, biological process: copper ion import; intracellular iron ion homeostasis; iron ion transport. Lineage: Eukaryota; Fungi; Ascomycota; Orbiliomycetes; Orbiliales; Orbiliaceae. Bases 1 to 1938 code for a protein of 645 amino acids.